This is a messenger RNA of Chelmon rostratus (copperband butterflyfish), 4192 nucleotides long. RefSeq names its product thyroid hormone receptor interactor 10b (gene trip10b). Bases 320 to 1855 code for a protein of 511 amino acids. The record is from RefSeq and is a predicted model, not a curated record. NCBI's taxonomy places the organism in Eukaryota, Metazoa, Chordata, Actinopteri, Chaetodontiformes, Chaetodontidae. Gene Ontology annotation, biological process: signal transduction. The transcript has 15 exons. Gene Ontology annotation, molecular function: protein binding.
CUUCUCUCUCCCUCUCUGUCUCUCUCUCCCUCUCUCUCUGGGACCCGAACUUGUUUCAGGAAAAAGCGCCUGAACAUAUUUUCUCCCUCGCUGGCUGGAAGAAGCAGGACCGCCGCGUCCGUGCCAAGGAGAAGGCGUAGACUUCCUCCGAACAUUUCCUCCGCCAUCUCCGCUUUCGAGACUCAAAAGUUUUGUGGAAUCCGCACCGAGAGGAGUUGCUCUGCUCUCUUUUUGUCCUCCUCCUCCUCCUCCACCUGGCUGCCCCUUUCUUUGCUGUGAAAACGACAGAGAGGAUUCCUCCUGCUGAACUUUUGCAGACAUGGACUGGGGAACAGAUCUUUGGGACCAGUACGAUCACAUCGACAAGCACACACAGUCAGGCCUCGACCUGUUGGAGCGUUACAUCAAGUUUGUGAAGGAGCGGACGGAGAUAGAGCAGAACUACGCCAAGCAGCUCAGGAGUCUAACAAAGAAAUAUGCCAAACGAGGGAGCAAAGAAGAGCAAGAGUGCAAAUUCAGCAAUCACGGAUCACUACAGGAGAUCCUGAACGAGCUGAACGAUUACGCCGGCCAGCGGGAGCUCAUCGCUGAAAACAUGAUGACCAGCAUCUGUGUGGAACUCACCAAGUACCUGCAGGAUCUGAAGCAGGAGCGCAAAACACACCUGUCUGAUGCCAAGAAGGCCCAGCAGAAUUUAGAGAGCAGCUUUAAACACCUAGAAAGUACUAAGAAGCGCUUUGCCAAGGAGUGGGCGGAGGCUGAAAAAGCCACACAACAAGCAGACAAAACAGAGAACGACCUCAAUGCCACCAGACUCGAUGUCGAGAAAGCCAAGCAGCAUGCCCAUGCCCGCACACACACAGCGGAGGAGUGCAGGAACGACUACGCAGCACAGCUCCAGAAAUACAACAAGGAACAAAACUACUUCUACUACACAGAGAUACCGCAGAUCUUCAACAAAAUGCAGGACAUGGAUGAGCGGAGGAUUCGGCGGUUGGCGGAGGGCUACUGCCAGUUUUCAGACAUCGAGAAGAAGGUGCUGCCCAUCAUCUCCAAGUGUCUAGAGGGAAUCUCUUCUGCAGGGCGGAAAAUUGAUGAAAAACAGGACUCGAUACUGUUCAUAGAGCAGCACAAGUCUGGUUUUGAGCGACCUACCGAUGUGGAGUUUGAAGACUACAGCCAAGGAAUCAAACCAGCCUCCUCUGACUCCAGCCUCAACCCACCUAAAGUGCGCGCCAAACUCUGGCCUUUCAGCAAAAAGCACAAGAUAUCACAUGCUGAAAAGCACAUGCCGCCUGCUGCAGAAGAUUUCUCUCACCUUCCUCCGGAGCAGAGGAAGAAGAGGCUGCAGGCGAAGAUUGAUGAAAUCACCAAAGAUCUGCAGAAGGCGCAAGACCAAAGCGAAGCACUGGAGAAGAUGAAGGGUGUGUACGAGCAGAAUCCACAGAUGGGAGACCCCUCCAGUCUGGAGCCUCAGAUCACAGAAACUGCCCAGAACAUAGGCCGUCUGAGGGGGGAGCUCACCAAAUAUGAGACGUGGCUGUCAGAAGCAGUGGGAGGAGAGGAGUCUUCCAACACCAUCAACAAUAACACUCAACAUGGUGUUGUAGCAGCUGACCAGUCCCAGAACAUCUACACAGAGUUCGAAGACGAGUUUGACGACAUAGAAACACCUAUUGGCCAGUGCACGGCUCUGUACACCUUUGAAGGCAACAGUGAGGGCACCACUUCCAUUAUGGAGGGAGAGCUGUUGAGUAUAACGGAGGAGGAUAAAGGAGAUGGAUGGAUGAGAGUCCUCAAAGCCAGUGGAGAAGAGGGCUAUAUACCUUCAUCCUAUGUCAAACUUAGCCCGUAACACACACACUCAGUGCUCGAGAUGGAAAGUUAAGAGCCAAAGGUGAACACAAAGUCAUCCAUGAUAAUUGGAGCUGUCCUCUACAUCUUUUAUCUCAGCCAGUGACGUGUUCAGUGAGAUGAAAGUGAGCGAUUAUAAAGCUUAUUAUCAAGGCUGAUUGCGAUAUCAUACACUCCCUGUCUGCUCGCUGCUGCAGGAGAGGCUCUCUGAACACAGACUGCCAGUCCUGUCUGAUCUUUAUGAAUUUAAGCUCUUUUAAAAUCAAACUUUUGAAUGUAUGCCUGAACUCUUUGUUACAGUGUUAAGUGACGACUCAUGUAACACAUUCAGAAUCAUAGUAGCCUGACGCUACAUUUCUUUAUGGCGAUAUAUCCAUUCACUUGACUUUCCCGCAUUUCUAAUAACCUGCUGAUCUUUUUCUUUCACCGGCCUUCUGCUAAAACCUCUUUCCUGAUAGGAUAAUGUGAGUUUUUUUUUUUAUCAUAGUGAUGUGAUGUUUUAUAACUUAUAACUGGAUGAAAACCACUACUCUGUAGGGAGUGUACAAAAUAUAUAUUCAGUAAAGUUCAUAAUUUUUUUUAUGUCUAUCUAUAACCAUAUGAACAUUAAAACAGGUUUUAUUUGCAACAAUCAUUCCCCCUGUUCAUCCUGGGCCUGAAGAGAUCAGUUCCUAAUAUGCUUCUAAUGUAAGUGAUGGGGGCAAAAAAAGAGGUUUUAGUCUGAGUUAGACUAAUUACAUGGCUACCUUCCUGAUUUUUCAUAGUUUUCAUACAAAAAGCGUCCUUUGUUCAACUAUCCCGCCAUCACAACUCAGCAGGAAAACACUGGCGAAGAAGAGGAACUUCAGACUAAAAACACUGCAACUUUGAUAGCUUGAUAUGAGUCACUCAGUCUGCUGGAGCUCCACAUUAGCUUGAAGUGCAUGCUUACACAGAAGAAGGGCUGUGGAUUUUGUCCCCCAUCGCUUACAUUGAUGAAGACAUCUUUUAAUGGCCGGUAUGAACAGGCUACGUGAACUGAACCUUUAAACUCCAUAUGAUAGAACUCUGAUUCCAAGAAAGUUGGGAUGCUGUGCAAGACGUUAUUAAAGACAGAAUGUGUUUACCGAUUAAGUGUUCCUGAGCUCGUGCUGUAACCUCUCUCCAUCCUUGCUUUUGUUUUGUUUAUGUUUUGCACAGUGUUCCUACUGUUUUGGAAUCAGGGUUUUGUAUUACUGUUUCUCUACUGAAGCAAAAUCUGGAAGGAAACUAGCUUUGCAAUUUCUCUGUCAAUUUAAGACUUGGUGGAUGAAAAACAAAGGAAGAGGCACUACAGCAAUAAUGAUCAAAGCUAUGUGUAAAGUACAAAUACAACAUUUACGAUGUUACAGUGUAAUUCCUGGCACAAAUACUUGGUGAACUGUGCAUGUUUUACAUUGGAGCUUCAGCAAUAACAAGCAGCUUUUAGUCCUCAUCUUCACUUUUACAUGUAUACUAGUUUUGUCUGGUUUAACCACCCAUUUUUACACACUGAGCCUCCAGACCUUUGAAUCUCACUUUUAUUGGCCUUCUCAAAUCCACUGAGACAUUUUUUUGAAGAACGUUUGUCAGUUAUUCUGACCUGAAAUGCCAAUGACCAGUUCAACCAAAUUUUAAAAUAAUUAAUGACAUCAGGAUCAAGUUCAAAGGGUUUUUGAGAUCCACCUCCUCACUGGAUCACUGCCAAGAGUGAUGGAUAAAAAAAAUGUUUAAGCACUUUUAAAAUUUGGUAGGAGUGUUUAAAGAUCCACUCCAGACAUGGUUUAAUACAUUUCUGGCUGAUGUGCUUUUUCCACAAAAAAAGGCAUUUAACUAGUUGACAGUGCCUACAGUUACAUCUCCUUCUCCCUCAAUGAAAAAUCUAGAAUCUGUGAAAAUAAUGAAAAGUUCAUUUUCAGUGAAGAUGCACUUGAGGUGUCAAGUUUCCACAACACACUAAAAGCACAGAGAAACUGUCAUUCAGCGGAUGCUUUCGAAAAUAGCAAUAAAUAGCAAACUCUGCACAUACAUCAUUCUGCACGAACAAUAAGCAGAACACAGUCUGAGUGGAGGGAAACCUCACUCUCAUGGAGCCAUACAAGGUUUACCCAUCUCUUUUUCUACCACACUGUCCUGCACUAGUAGAUGUUUUCUCAACAUUUAAGGGGUAUUAUUACUGUAUGAUCCAUUUUUAAAAAGAAAAUGUAUGUACUGACAUGUAUUGUUUCAGUCAUAAAGUGAAGAGAAAAGGCAUUUCCUGUGUUUUUUUUGUUUCUUUGCAGUAUCAUUUAUGAAGAAUAUUACAUGCAAAAAAUAAACAAAUACAUUUAUUGCAUCAAAA